Molecule: messenger RNA, 2064 nt
Organism: Arabis nemorensis
Lineage: Eukaryota; Viridiplantae; Streptophyta; Magnoliopsida; Brassicales; Brassicaceae
Source: the annotation of a GenBank genome assembly
AUGGUCGUUUUCCCAAAAUCGCUGUCUCCGAAACACGUCCUCAAGCUCUUGAAAUCGGAGAAGAAUCUGCGUACUGCGUUUGAUCUAUUCGAUUCGGCCACUCGCCAUCCAGGCUAUGCACACUCCGCCGUCGUCUUCCAUCAUAUCCUCCGACGACUCGCGGAGGCGCGGAUGGUUAGCCAUGUGGGUCGGGUCGUAGAGAUUAUUCGGUCACAAGAAUGCAAAUGCGACGAAGAUGUCGUUUUGUCGGUAAUCAAAAGCUACGGAAACAACUCCAUGCCCGAUCGAGCGCUGGAUGUAUUUCAGCGAAUGAGAGAGAUUUUCGGGUGCGAGCCUGGUAUUAGGUCGUAUAAUACUCUACUCAAUGCGUUCGCCGAGGCGAAACAAUGGGAUAAAGUCGAGUCUUUGUUAGCUUACUUCGAAACAGCAGGUUUGGCGCCAAAUCUGCAGACGUAUAAUGUUUUGAUUAAGAUGUCAGGUAAGAAGAAGCAGUUCGAGAAAGCGAAAGGGUUUCUUGAUUUGAUGUGGAAAGAGGGUUUGAAGCCGGAUGUGCGUAGUUACAGCACUGUGAUCAACGAUCUUGCGAAAGCUGGAAACUUGGUUGAUGCAUUGGAACUGUUCGAUGAAAUGUCUGAGAGAGGAGUGGCACCUGAUGUUACUUGCUAUAAUAUAUUAAUUGAUGGGUCUCUUAAGAAAAGAGAUGACAACAAGGCUAUGGAACUGUGGGAGAAACUGUUGGAGGACUCGUCUGUUUAUCCGAAUGUUAAAACUCACAACAUCAUGAUUAGUGGUUUGAGCAAAUGCGGAAGAAUUGAUGAUUGCUUGAAGAUAUGGGAGAGAAUGAAACAGAAUGAACGAGAAAAAGAUUUAUUUACAUAUAGCAGUUUGAUACAUGGGCUGUGCGGGGUGGGGAAUGUUGAUCAGGCCGAAAAUGUGUUUAAAGAGUUGGUCGAAAGUAAGGCCUUCAUCGAUGUGGUUACAUACAAUACUAUGCUUGGUGGGUUUUGCCGCUGUGGGAAAAUCAAGGAGAGUUUGGAGUUAUGGAGAAUCAUGGAGAAGAAGAGUUCAGUUAACAUAGUGAGUUAUAACAUUUUGAUAAAAGGGUUGUUGAAGUAUGGAAAGAUCGAUGAAGCGACAAUGAUUUGGAGGCUUAUGCCUGCAAAGGGCUACGCAGCUGACAAGAAAACUUAUGGUAUUUUAAUUCAUGGGUUGUGUGUGAAUGGUUAUGUAAAUAAAGCCUUGGGGAUAAUGAAGGAGGUCGAGAGCAGAGGCGAGCAUCUGGAUGUUUAUGCAUAUACAUCAAUUAUAGACUGUUUGUGCAAAGAGAGAAGACUAGAAGAAGCAUCAAAUUUGGUAAAAAUGAUCAGUAAGCAUGGCGUGCAGCUGACUUCUCAUGUCUGCAAUGCAUUAAUGGGUGGUUUAAUCCGAGACUCCAGACUUGGUGAUGCUUCUUUUUUGCUGAGAGAGAUGGGGAGAAAUGGCUGUUCCCCGACUGUUGUAUCUUACAACAUUCUUAUUCACGGUUUGUGUGAAGCAGGAAAGUUCGGUGAAGCAUCAGCUGUUGUGAAGGAAAUGCUUGAAAAUGGGUGGAAACCAGAUCUGAAAACUUAUAGUUCACUGUUGAAGGGUCUUUGUCAGGACAGAAAGAUCGAAUUAGCCCUUGCCUUGUGGCACCAAUUUCUUCAGUCGGGUCAAAAACCCGAUGUGACCAUGCAUAACAUUCUAAUUCACGGCCUGUGCUCUGUUGGGAAACUUGAUGAUGCAAUGAAUGUGGUGGCGAAUAUGGAGAAUUGGAAUUGCGUUGCAAAUCUCGUAACCUACAACACCUUGAUGAAAGGAUUCUUCAAAGUUGGAGACAGCAAUAGAGCGACAGUGAUUUGGGGUUACAUGUACAAGAAGGGGUUGCAGCCUGAUAUAAUAUCCUACAAUAUCCUACUGAAUGGGUUGUGUAUGUGCCACAAAGUGUCGUAUGCUAUCGAAUUUUUCAAUGAUGCUAGAAACCAUGGCAUUUUUCCAUCUGUUGUCACCUGGAACAUACUAGUUCGAGCUGUCAUGAAUUGCUAA